CCAGUGAAAUUCCCUCUUUAGCUCUGCGUUCUACUCUUCGUGGCUUCUAGGUCUUGCGUAGUUGAAACAUGGAAAACCAACCAAGGCAGCAAGCAGCCCCAGAGAGGAUUCCGGCGGUCAGGCAGAAGGUAGAAGAGAAGGGAAGUCACGUACGAGGGAGGUCAGGCUUUCGUGCACCUAGUACAGUGGACCCGUCCAGGAACCCUCGGGAUCCAACAGGUGAAAUCACGUUUAAAAUCCCUCGUAAUAUUAAGUUUGUGCCUUCCGACGCCGACUCACUCGUCAAUACCAGUUUCGACCAGUCAAUGGACACGCUAAAGCGGGACGCCUGGUUUACAUUGAUGUCUGAUAACAACCAUAACCUCACUCUUCGCUCAAUCCUCGACAAAGAUAAGUUGAACGGGUCUAACUUCUUAGACUGGCAAACAAACCUCGUUAUUGUUCUUCAACUCGAGAAGAAAGAAUGCGUGCUCAAACGAGCCAUCCCACCUGUACCGGCCGCCAAUGCUUCUAGAGCUAUCAAAGAUACUUAUGAGAAGCACGUUGAUGAUGACAAUCAGGUGGCAUGUCUCAUGUUGGCUAUGAUGACUUCUGACCUUCAGGAACAUCACGAGAGUAUGAAGGCUUGGAAACCCCGUUGCAAGAUGAUUGGCUACGUCCAAACUCUUGAGAAAUUGGGUUUCGAACUAGAGACUGAACUUGCAACUGAUCUGAUUCUGCAAUCGUUGCCAGAAUUGUACAAGCAGUUUGUGGUUAAUUACGAGAUGCAUGAACUCGAUAAACCACUGCCAGAACUUUUGAAGAUGCUGCAAACUACCGAAGAGAGCUUGACGAAAGGAAAGGGGAAUUCUCUACUCCUAGUUCAAGGAGGAAAAGGCAAGAAGAAGUUCAAAAAGGCAAAGAAGAAUGGGCCUAAAGGCAAGGGUAACACCGAGCCAAAGUCCAAUUCUUCCAAGCUCAAGGCUAAGGGUGGAGUGGCCAAAGAUUCCAUUUGUCAUCACUGUGGAGAAGUUGGCCACUGGAAGAGGAAUUGUAAGCAGUAUUUGGCAACCAAGAAAAAAGGUGAAGCUUCUGCUUCAGCAUUAAGCAGGCAUCCAUCAUUAGAGUAUAAAGAGAGUUAUCUACUCUUCGGCAGAGACCUCUCCGCUCUUGUUGUUGUUAUUGUGCUUCCUUGCAUACCUCUGGUUCCUCAGGAAUUUGGGAUCCAUCCCUUUCGUGGAGGAGUUGCGGUGAACUUUAGGCUUCUUGAUGCCAUUCCGGUGAGCCUUGUAGGACUGGUUGUGGGCGGUGUGGUUCUUCAACUUCGCCAUUGCUGAUUCUCUCUGUCGUCGUUUGCUAGGGUUUCGG
Cuscuta campestris is the source of this 1347-nucleotide messenger RNA. The record is from the annotation of a GenBank genome assembly. NCBI's taxonomy places the organism in Eukaryota, Viridiplantae, Streptophyta, Magnoliopsida, Solanales, Convolvulaceae.